GUGGCCGCGUCGGCGCCGUGCAGCUAGACACGGAGCGUUAUUGAUUCCAAUUGUUGGAAAUUUUCCGCUCGCCAAAUUUUACCGUCUCUACGCGCAGUCGCACAUCGAAGUAGGACAGUGGAAUGGGGUGAUUCAGAGGCGGAGGCUGCGCAGAAGAGAUGAAAUGAUGCGAAAGUCCGCUGGCAAUGUCCGCCACUUGUCGUCCGGACCCUCGCCCGUGAAUACGUAUUCAUUUAUUUCUCUCUUAAUAGUGAAGUAUACAUUGUUGUACUGAGUGCUGUGCAUAGCUGGUGUUCGAGCCUGGACGUUGGCAGAACUUUUGCGGCCAUCGAAACCAACAGCCGCAAGAUGACUGCAAAAGAUAAAUUGAUGAAGUGCAGGGAUUCUCUCAAAAAGUUUUUCAGGCACGACAUCUAUGGCGCCGUGACAGCAACUAAAGUCUGGCGAGAAACUCAGCACUACCACCGAUUGGGUAUCAAUACGUCACCGUCACCGGCGAUAACGCCGGUGCUGCGUCUGCGCGAGGAAGACAACAGGCUCUUCUUGUACGCGCUCAAGCGUACCGUCGAUAUCUACACGGACAACGCGCUCUUCGUCCAGCAAGCUAAAGAUUUAUUUCGAUACCUGUGCGAGAAUCGCGACCUUGCGCGCAUGUCCGACGAGGCGGCGGGACGCGAGCUACGCACCGCAUAAUGCGAGCUCACGCAGGCCGCCCGGUACCUGCGCUCAGUCAAAGAUUUUGCCGGCUUCUUACAUGCCGCUAUAAAAGUCAACAACUGCUAUGAACCAUUUAAGAAGUGUUUUAAAAUAUUGCGUCGGAAAACUUGGACGAACUCUGCGUGUCGUCAACGUUACAUUAACAGGAUGACGAUGAGCUUAAUCGUCUUCGAAAACCUUACCGAACUUAUCCCGCUACGUCUGCAAGCUUUCAUCGACACUUUGAUCCUUAAGGAACGCAACGGCUCUCCCAUAGACAGCGGCAUCGUGCUGACGUGGGGGCGGUUGCGGGAGAUCCGGGAGCGCGCUGUCAUGGUCGCGGGCAUGUACCGCAACGUGCGCGACCAGCCCCAGGCCUUGGCCGACUUGCCUCGCUACUGCUACUGGGAGAUCAUUUGGGCCAACGCGUCCGCGCAGGAGUUCCUCGCCCGGAUGUUGAGGCCCAGGUCCCGCGCCAUGGAGCCCUCGACCUACAUCCGCAACGUGCCCUACUACGAGGUCCCCAAGUGCCAGCUGCUGCUCACCAAGAUCGAGCUGCUCAGUUUGUGGCUCGUGGCCUGCUCCAUCUCCGAGGAUAAAGAAUCUCUCCAGUUCCUGCUUAAGCUGCUAAAGGAGGAAAUGGAGAAAGUCGAAAAGGAGAAGAAGAAAAGUCGUCGCAGACACGAGGAGAACGCGCUGGCAGCACUGUGCUUGCUGAAGGGGCACUGCUACGCCUCGCUGCUGUUGCCUCACCACGCCAUCAGAUGCUUCAAGAAGGUCGCCAGUCUUAAAACGAAGCGACGCAUGGACAAGUAUUUGAUCGGGUACGCCUUGCUCGAGUCUGCUAUAUGCCAUUACGACAUCGGCAUGGUAGAGAUCGCCCACCACAUACUAAAUGUUGCGAGGAAGCACUACAGCAGUGGCACUUGGGAGUUCCGCACCUUGGGCCGCGCUUACAGCAAAUACAUGAUGUUACACCGCUCCGAUUCACCCUAAUAAACUAAUAGUGUCAUUUUAGUCAUUAGUUAUAUAAGUGAACUGCAUUAAUAGUAGCAGUGGUUCAUAGCAGUUAAAAUACUGGCAAAAAGUGUUUAAAUGUUGUGCUAAAAAAAAACUAAAGAACAAAAAAAGUGAAAAAAUACGAAAAAUACAAAAAAAAUAAAUGUUGUGUUUUAGAAUAGAUCUUAAGCAGCUUUACUACAAAUGUAUUUGAAUUUAUGUAUUCAGAUGUAUUUGUUGAAAACUUCAAUAUAGAUUUAGUCAUUAUUUAAAUAUUGUAUAAAAAAAAAAGAC
Papilio xuthus (Asian swallowtail) is the source of this 1989-nucleotide messenger RNA. RefSeq lists its product as uncharacterized. NCBI's taxonomy places the organism in Eukaryota, Metazoa, Arthropoda, Insecta, Lepidoptera, Papilionidae. The transcript is spliced from 10 exons. Gene Ontology annotation, molecular function: protein binding. The record is from RefSeq and is a predicted model, not a curated record. The coding region runs from base 865 to 1692 and encodes 275 amino acids.